AUGAAAGAUUUAGAAACAGCUAAGAAAAUACUUCGCAUGGAGAUCAGAAGAGAUCGAGAAGCCAACCGACUAUUCUUAACCCAGAAGAAAUACUUGGAGAAGGUCUUGGAGAGGUUUCGCAUGAAAGAAGCUAAACCAGUAAGUACUCUUGCUGCUCAUUUUAAGUUAUCAACUACUCAAUUACCCCAGUCAAAGAAAGAAGAAAGAUAUUUCACAAGCAGUAAGUGUGGUAAGUCGAUAUAUGGCUUAUCCUGGAAAAGCACAUUGACAGGCGGUGAAAUGGAUUCUAAGAUACUUGCGUGUUGGAAAGCUACAUCACAACACGUAGUAGCUUUAUCUACUACUCAAGAAGAAUAUAUGGCAGUGACCGAGGCGAUCAAAGAAGCCUUAUGGUUGAAGGCAAGCCAAGAUUUCGAAACAGACUUGAACUGCAACAGGGAUUUAACAGAGAGUCCUAAGAGGACUUCAACUAUGAGUUCUGUUGGAAGUGUUGGCAUUGUAAACACUGUAGUUUGCAUUGAAUUUAAUGAAAAUGGAAGGGAAUUUGUCAACUCCAAAGGAAGCGGGAAGCUAAUGCUUCUAGAGUGA
Capsicum annuum is the source of this 588-nucleotide messenger RNA. RefSeq lists its product as uncharacterized. The transcript is spliced from 4 exons. The coding region runs from base 1 to 588 and encodes 195 amino acids. Lineage: Eukaryota; Viridiplantae; Streptophyta; Magnoliopsida; Solanales; Solanaceae. The record is from RefSeq and is a predicted model, not a curated record.